AUGGCCGGCUCCCCAAACUCCAAUCUCCGCGGCUUCAACCACGCCGUGCAAACCCUCCUCAAACAGCCCACCCAAUUCCUCCCACACCUGACAAUCUCGACAAUCACUCACCUCCCCGAGAACCUAGGCCCACACCUAGUCAAACAACCUCCAACUUCAACUGCAACCUCAUCUUUAACAGCAACCUCACCACGCACACCAACAAUCCGCGCCCUGGUCCUAGACAAAGAUAACACCCUCUGCCCAGCAAAAACAACAACCUUCCCACCACAAAUCCUCGCAAAACUCAGCACCCUCCGCACCUCCCCAACCUCCCCAUUCAACCAAACCAAAAACCCAAACUCAGUCCUCAUAGUCUCCAAUCGCGCCGGUAGCCACGCAACCUUCGACAACGAAAUAAGUGAACUAGAAGCCCAGCUAGCACACCUGCAAAUCCCCGUCUUUAGACUACCCGCCGGCGCGGAGAAGAAGCCAUUCUGUGGGGACGAGGUCGUUGCUUGGUUCCGGGAUCGGGGGGUUGUGAAGGAUGCGGGUGAGAUUGCUGUUGUUGGGGAUCGUUUAGGUACCGAUGUGCUUAUGGCUGGUAUGAUGGGGUCUUGGAGUGUUUGGUGUAAGGAGGGGGUUUUUGAGGUUGGGGCAGUUGGAAAGCCUGGGCGAAAUGUGCUUGAGAAGAUGGAGGUUUGGAUUGAGGGGGCUUUGAGGGGGUGGGGAUAUACUGCGCCUGUGCCUAGCGGGUGGGAAGAGGGUAGGAAGGACAUUUAG
Molecule: messenger RNA, 762 nt
Organism: Penicillium antarcticum
Lineage: Eukaryota; Fungi; Ascomycota; Eurotiomycetes; Eurotiales; Aspergillaceae
Product: phosphatidylglycerophosphatase
Exons: 1
Coding region: 1-762 (253 amino acids)
Molecular function (GO): phosphatidylglycerophosphatase activity
Source: RefSeq, a predicted model, not a curated record